This is a messenger RNA of Aspergillus melleus, 1614 nucleotides long. Its product is annotated as pectate lyase family protein. NCBI's taxonomy places the organism in Eukaryota, Fungi, Ascomycota, Eurotiomycetes, Eurotiales, Aspergillaceae. Gene Ontology annotation, molecular function: pectate lyase activity. The record is from RefSeq and is a predicted model, not a curated record. The coding region runs from base 416 to 1387 and encodes 323 amino acids. The transcript has 5 exons.
CACUUCUGUUCUGGGCACCUCAUGGCUCCUACGUAACUUACUCGCCGGAGAAUUAUCUCCUGUUCCUGUCCGCUUCAGGACUCGUGUGACGCCGAUCUCUUGAAUCCGUCCACCUAUGGAUGUGGACCUGGCGUCUGGGCAUGUUUUUGUCUGUGGGUUCUAGUCCAUAGUUCUCAUCCAUGUCGACAAAUGGAAACCAGCUCCAUAGCACUUCAGACCAGGACGGUCUCAUCGUCAGCGCCAGUAUAAGUACCCAGAGAUAUCUCCUUGUUCCAGUCUGAUUUUUUUGGUUCUCCAGCAAGUUCUCUCCUGUCAUUCUUUCCCCCUCUACUUCCUCACCUUUUUACCUUCAUUCUUACCUUUUCCUUUCUAUCUUCAUCUUCAAGUUCGAUUCUGUGAAUCAACUACCAAUACAAUGGCCAACUUCAAGCUCUUCCUUGCGCUUGCCACCGUCCUGUCUGGACAGGCUCUGGCUGCGCCCACCGCUACCAGCAACGUGAAGCGUGCUUCCGCUGACGACGUUGCCUUCGGUUACGCCAGCCAGAACGGCGGCACCACCGGUGGUGCCGGCGGUACCACCACCACCGUCUCCUCGUACGCCCAGUUCACUGCUGCCGUUGAGGGCGACGAGAAGAAGGUCGUCUACGUUGACGGCACCAUCAAGGAGACCGCCAAGCAGGUCAAGGUCGGCUCCAACACCUCCAUCAUCGGAAAGGACGCCAACGCCAUCCUUGAGGGAUUCGGAGUUAUCGUCAAGGAGAAGGAGAACGUUAUCAUCCGUAACUUGGGUGUCAAGAAGGUCCUCGCUGACAACGGCGAUGCCAUUGCCGUCAACAAGGGCAACAACGUCUGGAUCGACCACGUCGAUGUCUCCUCCGACAUGGACCACGACAAGGACUACUACGACGGUUUGAUUGACCUGACCCACGCCGCCGACUUCGUCACCGUCUCCAACUCCUUCAUCCACGACCACUACAAGGCCUCCCUGAUCGGCCACUCCAACUCCAACGCCGACGAAGACACCGGCCACCUCCGCAUCACCUACGCCAACAACUACUGGUACAACGUCAACUCGCGCGCUCCCUCGUUCCGCUUCGGUACCGGCCACAUCUACAACAGCUACUACGAGAACGCCUCCGACGGCAUCAACACCCGUCUCGGCGCCCAGCUGCUCGUCGAGAGCAACCAGUUCGUCGGAUCCAAGAAGCCCCUCUACAGCGUUGACGAUGAUGGAUACGCUGUUUCCAACGACAACGACUUCGGUGAUGGCGAGAACACCGCCCCUGAGGGUACCCUUACCUCUGUGCCUUAUGAGUAUGACCUUGUUGGCUCCAGCAAGGUCAAGGCUGCUGUUGUUGGUACCGCUGGUCAGACUCUUACCUUCUAAAUGAAUGAGGGUCGACGGAUCGCUUUCCUUGGGAAGUGACAGUGUGAUGUGAUUUGCUGGUGGGAGGCAGUGGGGUUUUCGAUCGAGGAGGAUGUGAAUGUCGAGUGCUGGGUUGGUUGAUUCUUUGUACAUCUUUUUAUGCGCUGGAUCAUCGCUGUCAUUUAUUACUUAUUGCAUAGCUUGCUAUAUAGCCUAAUAUAGCCAAGUUAUCACUUGCUCGAUUUUUC